CUUCCGUCGACCUGAAACCGCAACAACGCCUUCCUGACUUUGCUUGAAUUUCAGCGGUGCUAUAUACUCGGUGCCUCCUCACUUCCCGCAACCCGUCAAUCGACUUUCAAUUCAAGGGAUAAUCAUGGUUAUCGAUUCCGCCGGGCCCAAUGGCGCGCCAUAUUCGGCAGCCGCCGCACCAAACAGGUCGCUAGAGGGACACAAGCUCCUCCUGCUCAUACCGGAGGCUCCGCCACAGGAAUAUCUGGACAGGCUGCAUACAAACUUCCCGGGGCUCGAGGUCGUUUACCACAGGCUGGAUUGGAGAGAGACAAAGACUCAGACACUGUUUCCGGAGGAGGAAUGGAAAGACAUCACGAUCCUGCUCGCGUCCGGAAACGCUCUCCCUACCAAGGAUCUAGCGCCGAAGCUCCAGUACGUCCAGCUCAUGAGCGCUGGCGCCAACCACGUCCUCAAGAACCCGCUGUUUUCGGAUACCGAUAUCGCGUUCUGCACUGCCAAUGGCGUUCACGGGCCCCAGAUAUCUGAGUGGGUUAUCACCACAUUCCUGGCUUUCCAGCAUCACAUCCCGCACUACCUGGAUCUGCAGCGCCAAGGCAAGUGGCAAAGGAGCCACACGAUCGUCGACGACGCCGUGGGCCAGAGGGUGGGUAUCCUCGGCUACGGCAGCAUCGGCCGGCAGGUUGCGCGGGUAGCAAAAGCCCUCGGGUCAGACGUGCACGCCUACACGCUGCAUCCCCGCAACACGCCCGAAUCACGCCGAGACGAGUCCUACACCCCUCCCGGCCUCGGCGACCCCGAGGGCGUACUCCCCUCGAAGUGGUUCUCGGGCGACACCAAGGAAGAGCUCCACUCCUUCCUCUCCUCGGGGCUCGACCUCCUCGUCGUCUCCCUCCCACUGACCGACAAGACGACGCACCUGCUGUCGGCCCCCGAGUUCCAGAUCCUCUCCGCCAAGAAGACCUUCGUCUCCAACAUUGCGCGCGGCCCCAUCGUCGACACGGCGGACCUGAUCGAGGCCCUGGACACGGGCCUGAUCCGCGGCGCCGCCCUCGACGUGACGGACCCGGAGCCGCUGCCCGACGGCCACGCGCUGUGGGGCGCCAAGAACGUCAUCGUCACGCCGCACGUCAGCGGCGCGUCGACGGCGUACAACCAGCGCGUGUUCGCCAUCUUGGAGCAUAACCUCGGGCGGUUUAGCGAGGGGAAGGGGCUUACGAAUAGGGUCAGUAGGAGGGAUGGUUAUUGAUUCGGGUCUACUGGCCUUGAUGCCGGGCACGUACCGGGUUUGUAGCAGUUGCUGCCUUUAGUAGGGACGUCUGGGGGCGAUUUUGUGAUUGCAUUUGCUUCUGAGAAGAAGAGCCAAGGCAAUGUAAUUACCUUCAAGAUGAGCUCUACCACAUUGUGAAGCCAGAGAUGUCGUCCUCUAAGGAUAUCCCAUGUCAGUGUGUAUCGGAAGGGGUUUAUGCCCUGACUUCUCUGUUUUAUCUAUCACCGACUCUUAUUUUUCAGA
Molecule: messenger RNA, 1513 nt
Organism: Phialemonium atrogriseum
Lineage: Eukaryota; Fungi; Ascomycota; Sordariomycetes; Cephalothecales; Cephalothecaceae
Product: D-isomer specific 2-hydroxyacid dehydrogenase
Exons: 4
Coding region: 125-1249 (374 amino acids)
Molecular function (GO): NAD binding
Source: RefSeq, a predicted model, not a curated record